CUGGUGUGCUUGGAGGAGGGGAAGACGUAAGUGGGGGGGAGGAGGAGACAACCUUUGACCGAGUUCGGAGGGCAGUAUGGGGGAUGCUGUAUGCCGAUGAUGCCGGCGUCGUAUCGAGGUCUGCAGAAGGGCUGGCGAGGAUGAUGAUCAUCAUCAUUGAGGUGUUUGGGGAGUUCGGGCUAACGGUGUCGGAGAAGAAGAUGGAGACGCUCCUGAUGCACGCAAAGGACAGGCCGACUACAACAUCACAGCGCGCCCCGCCUCCACCGCUGACCAUCGAAGCCGCGGGACAGAAAUACGCCCAGACGACCGAGUUCCGGUACCUCGGUGGCCUCGUCAACGAACAUGGCGACCUCACCCGGGAGAUCAACUACAGGAGCAGAGGAGCGUGGACGUGCCUCUGGCGAUAUGGCCGGGAGCUCUUCGACAGACCGCAAACGCCAUUCCGACUCAAGAUCCGCCUGCUCCAGGCGGAGGCGAUGGAGGUACUCCUGUACGGCUGCAUGAUAUGGUCACCACUCAGCGGCCACUAUCAGACGAUGCGGUCGAUACACCACUGA
Molecule: messenger RNA, 560 nt
Organism: Ectocarpus sp. CCAP 1310/34
Lineage: Eukaryota; Phaeophyceae; Ectocarpales; Ectocarpaceae
Source: the annotation of a GenBank genome assembly